GAAGGUUUACAUUCACUCAAGAGCAGAGACAGAAAUGUGCAGGGUUUCGGACCUGCUACAUGACUCUAACCUCUCUCAGUUGUGAGUUAAUAAUUGUUCAGUCAUUUUUUUUUGGAUAUUUAGCAUAUGUACCGGACAACAUUGUACAUUUUCACAGGUUAAUCUCUGUGGUUUAGUGAAAAAAUGUGAGCUACUUUAGCUAUAUUGUUGUCCGUUAAGUUAUCGAGGGUUCAGCCAGCAGGGAGUCAGCCUUAAAUCUUGUACACAAAGUUUAUAAGAGAAAAGACUUUGUUAUAGAUAAAGAUAAAUCGUCAAAGCGACUUUGCCUCGCCCGAAGGCACAGAGUUUGCCUAUCAUUAGCAGUCGUAAAAGUCCGAUUCACACUGCUUUGCGGCGGGUGAUGUAGGUAACCAUGGCAACUAACGCACGUAAUUGACGUCCUGCUUGCCCUACGCCCUUAAUUGAGCUAAUAAUCUGCUCAGUUUCCUAAUAAAAGAGCGCGUAAUGAAGGUUUAUCGCUUUUGUUACUGCCCAGGUUUAGUUUCGUUUUUUUGUGGUGCAUAAAAGUGCCUUAUUGAUAUAUUUCUACACUAUUGCCACUAAAUUUCCCCAAUUAUAAAGCCUAUCAAGUGGUUAUGCCAACACAUCAAUACAUGCAAUGUACUGCUGUUUUCAAUGCCAUUUUAAGAUGCCAUGUCAUACUGUGAGGUGCAAGGAUCUAAGCAACCACUAGAUGGCGACAUUGUAUCUCUAGUAGAUAAGCUUCACUGACAUCUCAUUUGUCUCUUCCAGGGGGGCAUCAUGUGAAGAUGUCUUCAUUAGUGGCCUACGAUGAUUCAGAUUCAGAGGAUGAUGCUGUUCAUCAGACAGAUGGGGCAGCUUCAGAUUCUGUCCAUACAGGAUCAUGUCCAGAAAAUGCAGAUGUCAGAGUGUGUAAUUUCUCUGAGGUAACACCUGGCCCUCAAAGCUUCACACCUGAACCUGAUUGUGCUGUGUUGGAUAACCAUGGAAAUUUUUCAGACGGAAAAGGCUCAUAUCUUCAGGUGCAGGAAAGAAAAUUCUACAGUGAUCAAACAGCACAAGAAAGACAUUUUAAGGUUCAUGCAGCUCCGGGGAAAAGCUCAUCCCCGCAAACUGUUCCUCAUGUGAUGCAGAGCUUUGGUGCUGGUCUAAAACCAGCCAAAAGACACGAAACAACCCCUAUAGGUGUCAGACCUUACAUUCCCAAGAGACAGAGACUUGCCACUUCAGUAGAGACAACAAACUCAGAGUGCCAUACAGAUAAAGUCCAAGGGAAUCCGACCAAGGAAAGCCAAAUUCUGUCAGAAGCGUCGGCAAGAGUGAAGUCGUAUCUUUCUCACAAGCCGGGAGCAGCUGGGGUACCGAGGAGGCUUCUUAUGAGCUUGGGAGGCCACCAGGGCCCCGUGAACACGGUUCAGUGGUGUCCUGUGCCUCAUCUGAGUCAUUUGAUGCUGUCUGCCUCCAUGGACAAGACAUUUAAGGUAAUGAUGAUUUAUUAAAAUUACCACUGCCUUCAGAGAUGAAUAAAAAAAGGGUUUGAAACUAGAAUAUUAAAAGAGAGUUUCAUUGAUCUGCAAACUCAAAAUUUCCUCAUAAUUCUUAGUCUUUUGAAAGCUGACUGGUCUUUUAGAUUUCACUCAGAUGUCAUCGUCUUUUCUCAUAUUAACUGCUUAUUAUUCUUGGUGGUCUAGAGAGCGAAAAUCCAUUUUUGGAAUAGUUUCCAGGCAGGUGCCGAGCCAAUUAGGGAGGUCUACAUGGAUAAUUGCUCACUUGACAUCCAGUGUAAUUGGCACAGUGUUGCAGGAAGUGAGGUAAUAUCUACCUUGCUACCUCAGUGUAUAAAUGUACCACAUACCACCUUCUUUAGUGUCAUAUCUGUCACUGUCAGUUGAAUGUAUGUCAGAACCCAUGGGACACGUUACCUCUCUCUCUCUCUCUCUCUCUCUCUCUCUCUCUUUUUUUCCUGUAUUUGUGAUUUUCCUUAACCCCUCCCCCAUCCCCCCUUUCAAUAUUUCACAGUAGGAAAACAAUCCCUCAUUCCCCAACAGUAAAGGUCAAGUCAUGCAGGCAUCUGCAAGCGACUAGAUAUUUCUAUCCCUGUGUGACUCCUUGCACCCCAACCAAUAUCCUAAGAGGAAUGAAUAUUUAAUCGUUUAAAUAUGCAUGAGGGCGUCUACAUAACCAUACAAUUGCAGCGGUAUAGCAGCCACCUCCUUUGGCAAGAGCAGUUUGCAGCAGGUGGUGGAGAAGAAAAGGGGGGUUGGGGCUUGGUUGUUUGUAUGCGAGGUUUUCUCAUCAUCUUUUUCAGAGACUGUGAAACUAUUUAAUAGAGGAGCAAAUGAAAGAUUUUUGCCCCUCAACCCUCCAGAAGUUUAAACUUACAUCAGAACUUUGAGUUCGUACAAGUUUUAUGCAUUGCUUUAGCUGCAGUCAAACUGAAAACAACCAAACUUGCAAAAUUAUGACACACAAUCGAACAACAAAAACAACAAUUUAUUGACUAACCCACUUUUAUAAAUGUUGUUUAAAAAAUCUGUAGAAAUAGUUCCUCUCAACAAUAUAGAAAAAGGUAAGUUUUCAGGUUUUCCAUAGGAAAAUGAAUCUGUGCCCCCUUUUUUUUGCAUAAAAUGACAGACUUAGUGUCUGAGAGUAAUAUUUACUCCUCAUCUUGGUCAAAAGCUUUUAUUUUAAGAUAAGACAAUUUCCUUUCCUGUGAUUGCAGAUAUUCAUAGUGACACAAAUGCUGACAGAUAUUUGUUGAUAUACAGCACUGCACAAUAUGGCAAAUUAGACAGCAGGUAACCAUAGCAACAGGACUUCAUUUUCACACUAUGUUAGCAGCCUAUUUUCAGCAGUUUAAUGACUUUAAGAGCUUGCAUUGUCAGUUCAGUGGACAAGGUCUUUAAAUGUAUGCCAAGGCUGAGAUUAUAUCACUGUUUCUUGAUGUCAAUGUCAGCCAUAUAUUGUGUUUUGAGCUGUAGCACAGUCAUCUGCCAGUACCAUACCAACGCUCUACUGCCAGAGUGCUCCUGUGUUAGUUAUGUUAAACUGAGUCCAAAGUUGAACUGUGUUCUUGGUGUUUUUUAUACCUUUGGACUUGUUGUUUGGUUGACUUUUAAAUUCAGUUUCUCCAGAACAUCACACUGACAUUGUUUAUUUUCUCGUCUUCAGGCAGCCUGUCGCACAUUAUCUCUCUAUUUCACUGACACACUGUGCAGCAACAUCAAUUAUUUCCUGGGCACUCUAACACUUUGACCACAGCUUUUCUCUUCUGUGUGUGAGGACAGUCAGGCGACAUGUUCCGUCAAGUCGAAAAACUUUCCUCUUCUUCACUGACACCCUUCAAGGCUUUCCGCCUCCUCUUCCUCCAUCCUGUUUGGCAGUUCCUCAGAGGCACUUGUCCUCAGACUAUUAUUAUUCUGGCCUGUUUGCAACUGUCGUCGCCAUGGCUACGGCAGGUGUAAGGCAGCAGUUUUAAGUUGAUAACAGGAAUGCCAAUUUAGUUUUAAUUACUGAGAGUCAUUUAGGAAGCAGAUUACCCGUAGUGAGUCAUUGGUGAGGAUCCGCUCUGCGUGUCUGUUAAGUGGCCGGUGAAAUUAAAGGGGAUGCAAAUAAACAAGGGCUCAUUUCCACCCAUGCUCAGGUCUCACAUUGUACCGGAUUAUUGCAAUUGUGUGCGAGCUGAAUGGUGCUGUUAUGGUGAAUCUCAUUAAUGCUGCCAUUCAUUGGAGACGAGAUUUAGGCAACUUCCUCAUUCGUUAGACUUGUUUUGCAGAAAUUUUGUUCACUUGAAUACUUUGAAGUUUUUGUGGCAGAUAUGAGAUACAGAAGAUUUUAUUCUUACCUUGAGAUGGCAGUGUUUCUCCAAACUGAAGAUUAAUAAAUGUCAUGGCCUUGGCACAGUAAAAGGAUAUAUUCUUAAUAGUUGUUUCUCCCUAGUAUUAAGUAUUUUUACCAGUCAAAGUGUUACUCUCUAUCUCUUUUUCACUCUUCCUUUCUUUUCAAGCCUGGAGGCAUCUCUGCAAUUCUGUUUGUUAAAUCACUUCCAGCUGGAUUGAUAUGUCACCCUCCCCCUCGUCCAUCCUUCCUCCCUCUGUCUGCCUCCUCCUCGUGGGAGCUGUGUUACAGAACUUCUCAAUGUGUUUCUUUUGCUGCAUGGAGAAGUCGUCUUAAAUAAUGAAACACAGACUGAGGCAUAGAGGGAUCCGCGGCACCCCACAGAUCUUCAAAGUUCCUCCGUGGCCGAGGCAAUGCUACAGAAGCAAGAAAAUCUCCAUCGUUAGGGAAAUGCGCCUCACCUCUGUGGGCAGGAGAAGAGACCACCUACUGGAUUCCAGGCUGGGCUUCAGAGAAACACAGACUUUUUCCACGUCUGGGCAAAAGAUAAAACUUAAUUAAAAAAAUCAAACAUAACGCACGUUACAAUUUUGACCAGUCUGUUUGCGAAGUCAUUUUUGUGAAGAAAACCCACAGAAGGCACUGUUAGGAAAACCAAAAUGAAGAGUGGAACAAACAAACAGAUCAACAUCUCAUUCAUUAGUCCCCUGAUAUCUCUAUACAUACAUCCCUUUUCUGGUAUUUGUGCCAUGAUUCCAGUUUUAAAAGCAACAGGUUUCAGAUAGUGUUGUCAUGGCAGUCACCACAGAACAAAAGGCUGGGUGCUGUUCUCCUCUGCUCUGUCUAUAAUCAGAGGCUUCUGACAGUACAGAGCCAACAGAGCCAUUAAAACCAGGGCAAUGAUUUAUUGGUUCACUCAAAGGUAAUUAGGUUGAUUAAUUAAUUAUGAAGCUUGUUUUUGCAUUUAAAUCAAGCAAAUAAGCCUGAUUAUUACGCAUAUUAUGCCAAUUUAUCUAGCAGCAAUUUGCCCAGUGAUUUCAUUUUGUUUCCCCACAAUUUAAUUUGUAUGAGGAAGGCCGGGAUUACAUUUUCCUCAUCUUCGAAAGCUUGUGCACAGUCUGUGGAAAAAAGUCUUUCUUGCCGCACUUCUAGGUGUAUUUGUGACUUUGGCUUUAAGCGCUGUGCCCGUGUCUGGCAGGUGUGGGAUGCAGCAGAGAGCGGGCGAUGCCUGAGGGUGUACAGCUGCCAUUCGGGAGCUGUGCGAGACGCCUGUUGGACCCCCUGCGGGCGACACCUCCUCACUGGCUCAUUUGACAACACGGCUGUGAUCACAGACGUGGAAACAGGUGAGCAGCAACACCUCUCUCAUGAACACAGAGUCACAUGAAAAAGGCGAGAACAACCGCGGUGCACCUUCAUGUCUGUCUCAAGAAAGUCAAUCUGCAUUUGUGAAUAGAAAUGUGGCUCAGGCUGCUGUCGAACAAACAAUGCUUGCAUAUUGCUAAACAACAAAACUUCAUGGCAGUCUCCCUUCUUAAAAUUAAGUUUGUUUUUCUACCUCAAAUUUAGAGUAAAGUAAUUUAUGUAUGGAGUCUCUUUAAGUUGCCGUGGGCCCUCAAACCUUGUAAAACCCUUGUAUAAACAGCAAAGCUGCCUCUCUCUCCCUAAAGUCAUGUUCCAUUUCAGUGACAACCUUGAAAAAUCGACAUUUCUGAUGCAAAUACAUCACCGUAAGUCAACUAUCCCAUCUCAAAGACCAAACUAAGAGCAGCCAGGAAAUGCUGUCUUAGUUUCCCCAAAUUCAAAUGAAACAACCAGCUUGUCCUUGAAGCUUUUAGUAUCUCUAAAUCCACAGGGGCCCAGCUGCUUUUUGAUUUUGCAUUUUAUCUAUUUCAUCACAAAAAGUUGCUAACUCACCAAGUUUGGCACAACAUUUAAAGGAUGCUAUGUGCUCCUCUAUUCAAAAUCUUCAGUGAUGAUUAUUGAGGCGGUUUGUAUGAAGUGAAGAACGAAAACACUCCCUCGAUACAAUCUAGUCCUUUAAGAAUAUUAAUGUAAAAAUUAAAAUAUAACCCACUAUCUCCACCCUGCAGUGACAUGUUCUCUGUACCUCUCUGGCAUUAUUUUGAGGAAAGAUCUGAAAACCUGCAAUCACAGUAAACAGAAGACUUGGGUGUGAAGUAAAUCCUCUGGAUUAAGUUCCACGGAGGCUUUGUCCACCUCCAGCAAAAUUAACUUUGAACCAAAUCCGCUGGAUCAUUGUGUCUGCUUCCCUCUUUGUUUGACCAUUCCAAACUCUUUUGUAGGUGACUUUUACAGGGGAUCAAUAACUUGUUUUAUUUCCAGAAAUGUGUUUUCUGUCUGGCCCAGCAAGUAUAGCAAACAUAGCCAUAUAUAGCAAAUAUAGCCAAAACAAAUCUCUGCGUGAGGCUUGUUCAGAAGGAGUCACCUGCUCCUUCCUAAACAAUGACUAGAUUCCAAUCCAGCUGAAAUAAAAAUGAAAGAGAACUUAUUGAGGAGCUGAGAGUUUUUCUUUCCAGCUGAACCAAUCAAAUAGUAGCCAAGAGUUUUUUUGAUUACAUAUAUUUGCCAAAGAUCAAAACUUAAAGUGAAAGAUGUCGUUGUUCAUAUCCAUGAAAAUGCUUCAAAAGGCUCAACAGAAAGUGCCAAUUUGUAAUAGACAUUGUUUUGAAGCCCCUGUGGCAACAACAUCUCCAGGGUCAACGCAUUGCUGUGAUGACUUGCUGCCGUUUGCACUUCCCCUCUCAGCAUGUCUGUCAAUACUGCCAAUAAAGCCUACGGAUAAUAGCUUGGCCAGCCCAUUAAACACAGGCAGCUCCAGGAAAGAGAUCAAUAAUGGAUACAUCACCACAGGAGCAGCCACCAUGACCUUACACCCAAACGUCACAAACUACAACUAUAAACAAACAGAUGUUUAUUUUGGUCGUAUGCUUUGGUUUCCCCCCCGAGUGGCUCGCUGGAGGCUGUGUGGACAUCCGUUUGGUUCAAACUUCAAACUCUGAGUUGAUGUUGCAUUUCUGAAGAGCCUCCAACACAUGGAUCCGGCAGCACUCUCCUAUUUUGAUUUUUGGAAAUCUAUUACUUUUAUUUAUUCUUGUAUCUCUUUUAUUAUCAUUAUUCAUUAAAGAGCGAAAAAAAAAAAAAACAACAACAUUGUUUCUGAGAAUGUAGGACUGGCAGAUGUGAAGCAUGCACUGCUACUGUGGCACGGGAUGUGGCAAAAGUUUAAUUUAGCUCCAUAUUAACAUGGGAGUUGGGAAUUCCAGACAAUUUUCUGCCCUGUUGUAGAGCAAUUUACCAUUUUACAACUAAGCCUCAGCACUGACAAGAUGCUAUCAUAUUCAAGCAGCAGGGCACCAUUCAGCAAUCCCUCUACAAAGGUGAAUUCCCACAUCUAGUCCCUGCACAUUUUUUGCAACCUUUCUGACAAAUUUCCUCGACUUUCCUGCGACUUUUACCAAUUGUACUCUAACCCCUUCAUACAGGGGUGUGUCGCCAUCUGUGUCGCUGAACUCACUUCUUUGAGAUUCAAAUGACUGAUCCUUUUGGGUCUGAAGUGUUUAAAAACAUAAGAGGGUAUUGUUAAAUGUGCUUUCAAUAUGUCUGGAAAAAUGCAUGAUACAUUUUAAGCGGACACCUGGAUGGUUAAGGCUUUGGUGUGAUCAUUUCUGUUUCAGGAUCCACCUCUACAUCAGCCUCGAACUUUGUAGAGACUCUUUUAACAGUGGAGCCAUGAUUAGAAAUCUCGCACUCGAUUUCUCCUUCUGUUAAUACUCAAUAUAAGAAACUUUUAGCUGUCAACUGAGCUGAGAAUUGACCAGUCAGUGUUCAACCAGAAUCAAGCAAUGAAACUAAGAAGUGUCUGUUACUCUCUGUGCUAGUGAGUAGGAUGGAGACAGAUAUGCACAUUUCCAAAUCAGUCUUUCAUGAUAGUUUACUUAAAGCUACUGGGAGGGACUUUUGGUUUCUGUCCGUUUUUGCACCCUCCUCUGGACAAAGUAGUCUUUGCUUACUUUGUCCUUUUUUUUUUUUUUUGCUUUAGUGAGGAUUUUGGACAAAGAAAAAAAAUCUCAUCUUGCUGACUUUCAAGGUCAAAUAUAUAAUUCAAUGUGAAUAUUUUACACAGAAAUUGCAAAAACAGGGCUAAUUUGUAAAUGUCAAAAAAUUUCUCACAGGAGCUUUAAGUUUCAUUUGAUUUAGUAUCUUGAUAUGGAAGUUGACCAAAAGGACAAUCAGCAGUUUCAGUCAACAGGUGGCUUCUGUUUGAGUGUGUGUAUGAGUUGCGUUUUUUUCUGGCUUUUGUGCCUUUAUUAGAGAGGACAGUUGCGGAGAAAGAAAAAAUGUGGGAAAAAUAGAAGGAGGAUGACAUGACUGCUGUAUCUUCAGUACCUGGAGCAACUGCUUGGCCGGCCACAACAAAUCUUUACAGAAGUUGCUACAAAACAGGCCAGAGCAAUCACAGAGACAAGUCUGUGACAUCUUAGAGGGACUGACUGAGGCUCAUAACUUUAUGGUUCCAGCAUACAAUCCUGUGUGUUUGUGGUUUUAAUAGUGGUUCCUGAUAAGCUUCCAACAUUUCUACACUGUGUAUGUUUCGAUUAGAUCUACUAAGAAUGGUGGGAAAUGGAGUCUCUGCUGACUCAGAGUGUAAUUGGGAUGAAUGUGUUUUUUAUGAUAUUGACAGAACUGUAAAGCAUCUUAGUUCUAACAUGUAGAGUCUAAUCUGCUCUCUUUAAAGAUGGGUGCUGGCCUAUUGAAGAUCAAUGAAAGUAUGUGAGACACAUAACUCUGGAUUCCUCUGCAGUAUAACUUAGGCAAAUGUUGUGCAAAUUGGUUUGUUUAAAGAGAACUAUAAUAAGAGUGGAGCCCAUGCAUUCAAAUUGCAGUGUGCAUGGGGGCCUAUUUUCUUUGCCCACCUUUGCCGUUUGUUCCUGUGUCCAAUUUAAUUUGUACAAUCUUAUAUCCACUCCCAGUGGGCCAUAGGCAGGCUGUCACAGCUGAAUAGCAAUAGCAGUGGGAGAAGAGGAUAUAGGGAGGGAGAGCAGGUUAAGAGGCGUAAUGCAGAAAAGGAGAGUGAGAAUGCAAGAGAAAGAAAUGAAAAGAGGCAGAAUAAAUUCAGAGAAAAAGAAACAGAAAAAGAGAGCUGGAGUCAGGGAGCGGAAUAAAUGAAUUUCAUCUGGAGGGCAUUAGUGUGAAGUGGCAGCUGUUGUACAGCCCUUUCUUGCUGUCCUUGGAAAGGCUGAUUGGCAGAGGAAAAUAUGCCUGAGUAGCUGCAGGCUGCUACAGGUUGAUGUGUCCGAUUGUGUGCGUGUGUGUGUGUGUGGAUGCAGAUUUGGUUUGUGCUGUCCGGAUUCUUGAGGCACCUGCAGUACAUAGUUCUCGUUCCACAAAGCUCAAUAACACAUACAUACAGUGGUACUGGCGUGGGCUUUGGCACUGGCCUUCUAUCUCUCUUGGUCUUUUCGGAUAACACCUGAUGAAUGACAUCGCUGUCUUUAGUAAAGCUCAGUUGAAAAGUGCAGUUUUAUGUAAUUAUAAUACAAUAUACAUUUUAUAUUAUAAUACAAUAAUAUAAAAUAAAUUUUAAACGCAUUUGUCGGUUCUUUGGUAUUCUCCUAUAGGGACUGAGAGAGAGCUUAAGCAAAUCCUAUCAGACACUCUGCACCAGUCAAUAACAAGGUUGACCCUUAAAGUCUGACAGCCAGUCACAGUCACAGUCACACUAACACACCACCUAGUUUAGAGGCUAUGCUAGUCUUGCAAGGGUGAAAUAAUGAGUCACUCUGGGGGUUUCUGACUCGAGUUCAUACCCAAGAAAACUGUUUUUUUUACAGGUGGAAUAUCAUUACACACUUGAGUUAACCAUGCAAACUUUACAAUACACAAGUUGCAAAAGCACCUGUUUUAGUUUUCAACAAUUGUACACAGAUUCCUGGUCUUUUUCUUCUCAUUAAACAUCCUGUAGCUUUCCUUCACACAUUCAUAGAGGUAGCCAGCACAGUGUGGCAGAAUGAACACAGGAGCUUAAAGCCCUGCACACUAGGGUAGAGAGCAAGCAGCAGUGCUCUCACAGUUGUGCCACCAGCAAGCAUAUCUACAUUCUGACCUACUUUGGAAGCUUCAUUUUCCACUGACAAACAACCACACUGCCACAAGAUUUAGCCCGCUGUAUAACGAACAAAAAUAGAAAUAUCCCUCAGCCUCGAUCGAUCCAUUGUGACUGUCACUUUAACUCAAAAAGUGGGCAAGUGAUCAUUAAGUUAAUUCGAUAAUAAAUCACAAUAAAUAAAUACAUUUUUCAUACUUCUGUGAUUAUUUGGGUCAAAGAUAUCCAACACGGGGCAGGAUGUGAUUCUCAGAGUGCUUGAGGUGUUUUGGAGCUGUUUAAUACUUGAGUUAUUUUUAUCAUAACAGGCCUAUUUCCCCGUCCUCUCCAAGCUUUAUACCCCAAUGUCUGCAAUAUUAAGUGGAUUUUGCACCACUUGUAUGUCAUCAGCAGCCUUUGAUGGAUAAACAGAAGUGAUAACUCUAGCCCACUUCAGCAAACUUUGUGCUCUUUCUGCUGAAGGUUUUUUUUCAUGGUGGUGUGCUAAUUGAACACAGAAACACUUGAAAAGUUUCAGGCUGUAGUAUUUUGGUUAAUUGUGCUUUUAAAAUGUAUAGACACCUCUUAAAAAUGUGUGAUUUCACUUCCUGGAAGAGGUAAGCUUAGGUUUAGAUAAGCAUGCCUUGCAGCAGGGGGAGUUAUUAAGGUUUUUUUUUUUGUGUGUGAUGUACUUUUGUUUAUUUAGUCAUUAGAGUUAAGCUAUUUCCUAUCCAGUUAGGAUUGUCUAACAUUUAUCUGUAAAUCUUGGGUCCUUCUGCAAAAGUUUAAGUACUUCAUAAAGUUAGGAUUCAGUAAAGUUUCCUCACUGUCUUUUUUUUAGAACUACGCACUUUUUAUCAUGGGGAACAUCUUUAAAACCUCAAAGAAACUAUAAAUAUGGCUCAUUAAGCAUAUUUUUAAAGCAUUCUGGGGUACAGCUUGGUAAAACCAAGUUCUUUGUUCCCAAUAGUAGCUUAUGUUGCAGGCAGCACCCUGCUUUGGUGGAUCCAGUAAUGAGGCAGGGUAUCUAUUUCAUCCCUGCUUGCUCCUGCAGCUCCAAGGUUUCCACCCUCACCCUCCCGAUCAUCCAUGAUGUCCUCUGCACUGUAGUCCUCCUCUGUGAAUCAGCGCCGCAGCCUGAUCACAGUGCAGGACUACAAAGUAAACUAUGGUGAGGGAGGGACGGAUCACUGCAGUCCUCCCUUAUCUCCCUUCUCAAGUAGGCUAAUUAAUCUUCCGUAAUUAAAACAUGACGAGGCCCUAUUUAUUACCAGGAGAAUGUUGAUUUCUCAUCGUCUUGCCAAACAUGAGUUUUAAAUCUCAGUGACACAUCUUCUCUGUGUCACUUUGGGUAAGCCAAUUAAGCAGUAAGCAUGUGGUGGACAAAACUGCCAGUUAAAACUUUAGAUCCAUGUAUUUGAACUGGGCACUGUGCACAUCCACCAUUAAGAGUGAGAAGGUCCAUUUCUACUGCAGUUUAUUAUCCGAGACUCGUCCCCCUUCUUUAAAUAGACCGGUUAGGAAUACUCUGGAACAAGCGUGUAAUAGGGUGCCGUUUUGUUUUUCGGGUCUGACGCUGUUUUAUGGCCGGGUCUUUGUUGUUUGUUGGAUGAAUUAAUGAGGAGCCGGUGAACCCAGAGGUGUUCUGCUUUGCAUAGCCUUUGACAGAGCUGCUGGCUCAUAGUCUGGCUUUGUUCCUCAUAGAGCCGCCUUCAUCAUUAUCCCAGGAAACUCAUUUUUGGUAGCACCCCCGUCAGGCUUAAUUAUAUUUAAGCCCCUCAGUGUUUUUGUUUUGUUUUUAAGUAUGACAUUUUUUAAUUGAUUUAGAUAAAUCUGCCUUGAGCCAAAACAAUGUUUUUCUAUUCUGUUUUUUCUUUCCCCCCUACAUCACAAUGCCUUACUCGCUUGAUAUUAUCUCUUUGUCAGGAGUGAUGCUGAAAUCAGGAAUCUUUUCACAGACUGAUAUUUUUGACAGGCCUGAGAGAUUGUAUGCAAAAUAUCCCAGAUUUAGACUUCUGUAAUCUGCCACAUAAAAGCUUAGCAACAUUACAGAUUCCUGGUCACUUCUGUUAUUUAAAAAAGUAAAAAGCAGACAGUUCAAUUGCUUAGGAGUGCCAAGGCUUCAAAUGCUGAGGUUUCAUGCGGAGGAACUGUUGGUGGUCUUGUAAGAAAGAGACUCUUUUGUGAUAGAAUGAUCAAAAAGUGACAGAUGCAGCUUGCAAACAGCAUCAAGCUUUGAGAUGAUCACAGAAAGCCUCCUAUCUUUUUUACUCUAUUUACACUGAGCUAUAGGAAAACUAUCUUUGGCAGCGAUUUAAAGCAAGAGUUAGUGUUACUAUUAUUACUGAGCUUGUCUUUUGUGAUGUUGUGUUAAACAUGUUUAUUUCUUAUCAAGCAAAAGUGUCCUUUUUAGUAUAAUCAAUGGGUUUUCUUUUUCAAGUGCCCUCCUCACAUGUGGGGUUCCACAGGGCUCCAUUUUAGGCCCCCUCAUUAUUAAAAUAGGCCAUUAUUUUUUCCCUGUAAUGCUCAACUGUACAUCCAACUUAAGUCUAGCAGUAAUGAUUUUUUCCCUGAUUUUUUUCAGACUCCACUGACAACAAAUGCUCAAUGUGAAAAUGCCAGAAACCUUGAAGUGGUUUUAGACUCAAAUCAAUACUUAAGAGUCCAAACUUUUUGUCCAAAGUUCUGCAGCUUUAUUUUUGUCAUCUCUGAAUUCUUUCCAAGGUCAGAUCAUUUCUGUCUUUGUAGAAAAGGUUAUCCAUGCACUCAUCACCCCCAGAUUGGAUGACUGUACAACUCUGUACUCUGGCACUAGCAAGAGGAAUAAUCAUGGGCUUCAGUUAAUCCAAAAGUAGAAGUAAACACAUCACUUCCAUCCACACUGAUUACCACGGGUUACCAGGCAGUUUUUGGCCAAUCACCACACUACAUUUUCGAUUAUUCAACUUUUCAUGCACUAGAUGAGUAUUUGAGAUCCUCUUGCAGGAAUUUUCGGAUUGUUCCCGAUCUUCCGCUGGUGUCCAAAGGUGAUUGGAUUUUUGUAGUUUAAGCCUCAAGCUCUGUAACUCUCUGUCAGAGGAUCUCAGUGUCUUUUUGUCAAAGUAACAAGGUGUCUGUAAAGUGCCUUGUAAAUAGGAUUUUGAAAGGUGCUCUAUAAAUAAUUUUUCACUUAUCAUUGUUGUAAAAGAACAAAAGGGGAUCAUGCAAUUCAAUCAGUCAAUCAUUGAUUUAAUUUUAGGAUCAAAACAAUUUUUUUGACUUUUUCUCAUUUAUUAUUCUUUCUCAUCUGUUACAGGCAAACUUUUCUACGACACCCUUUCCUUAUGUAAGAGAAAAACACACCAACAGCUGCGUCUUGACUUCUGAGACUUAGACGCAUACAAUGCAGCACAAUCUGCAACUGUUUGUUUUAAUUUGCACUGUAAAUCAGCGUCUCUUAACUUUUCAGUACAUUAAAAAAACACUAAGAAACUUUUAAAUUGCAAGUGUGCUGACUUUUUCAGAUAGAUGUGUGUAGACUUAGCAAGAGCUUUGAUUUUUUUCUGUCCAGGGAUUAAACAGAAACAAGGUAGCUGCCAGACCAAGUGACUCAGGGAAAUAGAGGGACCCAGAGAAGGGAGGAGAAACCAGCCAGGGGUCAGAGUUGAGCUGCAGUUGAGGUCCUCAGAGCUGAGAGUGAAACACACUCCGAUAAAAAUGCUGCAUUCACCUCUAGAGGAGCAAAUCAAAGCUGAGCCACAUAAAAUGGUCAAAGUUAUCUGGAUUUAGCAGUUCUAAAAAUGCCGUAUUCGAUAUUUCUUCUUCUGCUUCUUGUUUCUCGUGAACAAAACCUCUUUAUUUUACUCUGACAGUGAAAAUUAGUGGUGAAUUUCAUGUCAAUCCUCUGUUUUGGUUUAUUGUUUGAUUGGCAUGUUUUUGUUAUUAUUUCUUUGACAGCUGUAAUGGAAAGCCUUACUCAUGUUGGACUGAAAUCACUGUGCGCUCAAUACCAGGGGUACAAACACAGAAUUCAGACUGACGUCCAUUGAUGUGCAGAUUAACGCCUCCUUUAAUCAAGAAAUCCUUUGUCUGAAAAAUGUUAUAAAGGAGAAAGAAAUGCCAAUUUUUGCACACCAAAGUCCAACUUAAAACCAUCAAAAGUCUGAUUUUGCAUCACUAAUAAUGAAAACUCUAAGGACAAUUGAUUUCUUUUCAAAUUGCCAAGAAAGCAGCUAGCAGGCAUGUGUAAAUGUACAAUCUUGGUAGUUUCUUUCUUUCAUUGUAUGAAUUUUAGUUGAGGUUCAAAAUACAUGUUCCACAUCCUCACCCUCGUCUCCCAUUUAAUAGCAUCGACUCCAGAAGGAAGCCCUUGAAGGAGGCAUUCAUCUUACUUUUUCUCUCCCUCUUCUUUCUCCUUUGUAGGACAGCAGGUGGUUAAGCUUGACAACCAGUUCAAGGUGAUGUGUGUGGUUCUGCAUCCCAGCAACCCCCAGGUGUUCCUGUGUGGAGGUUAUAGUUCGGUGGUCAAAGCCUGGGACUCCCGCAGCUGCAAGGUCAAACUUAUUAACCUCCUCGGAGUAGAUUUAUCGUUUUUAUUAACUCUGGUUCACCAACUGCAGUUUGAAGGUAGGCAUGGGACAUAUGCUCCAUGUCGACGGCUCCCUCUCUCCCCUAACACACUGACAGUUUGACAGUUGUACAAACAAGGUAGAGUUGAUUGUGCAGGACCAAUGCUGUGCAGGGCUAAUGUUGCUGCAUGCAUAGAUGUAACUCAGCAGGUUCUGCUUAUCUGGCUUAUCAUUAACAUGAACCUUACACUGCCAAUGAAGUUUUUGAUUUAAAAAUUCUGCCUAAAUUUUCAUGAGUAACUUUACCCAGAUGACUAUCUAAGUGGUUUUCCCGACAGGAUGUCACAUUUAGUCCAGCAGGGAUCGCUUCCUCCAGUAGGUGUCAAUACUGUUUCAGAGUGAGCGUAGACCCAACCUCAGCAAAUUGGUUUUCAGUGCUGUGGUUCCUGGCUGUUUGUCAGUCUUAGCCCUUGGCUGUGUGUUACUUGCUCCAGGGUGAAAUUACUCCACCAGAUAAAAAGGGCCAGGACCCACAGGCACAACAUUAACUUAACUUCAUUAGGGUGAUCUGGAUGUGAGAGAUUUCUUUAUUAAUUUCAAAAGUUUGGUUCUAGUUGCAAAGCAGAAAGAGGGCAGCAGAGGUUAAAGGUUCAAUUGGCUGAAGAGGAGUAAAGCUGCUUUUAUCAUAGCUCUCAAAUAUGGCAGGAUCUGAGCUGUGUACAGUUCUCUUUCAGGUUAAUAUAAAAGGUAUGAGUGAAACAUCAAUUUGUACAAUCAGGGGCGCAGCUGAUGAACAGGUGGAGAGCUGUUAAAAAAGCCAGCCUCAACUCCACUUCUUCGCCUGUUUCUACAUUAACUAAGAUAGGCUGAGGCAGCAUUUCUAAGUCCACAGCUUCAAAACACAUCUGUAGAAACCAAUGUGUGACAUCACUUCAUCUAUGUUGACAUUGUAAACAUCCUUAAACACUUACUCUAAAGCCCAGCAAGUCUCUGACCAUAUGUACAACUUAUGGGGGAUUCAUGCAAAUUCGUGCAUUUGUGUCUUUUUGCAGGUGGUAAACGUAUACAAAGCAGGGAUCCAGCAGACCUUGGACAUCCUGUUUCUGAGAGGUGGUGCAGACUUUAUCACGAGCUCGGACUGUGUGAGCAGAGACUCUGCAGACCGCACCCUUAUUGCCUGGGACUUUCAGACCACAGCCAAGAUCUCCAACCAGAUCUACCAUGUAAGAAAACACCCGAAUAAAAGUCCCGCCUAGUUAAUGCACAAUGUUGAAAAUUACAGCUAAAGGCGUAACAGCAGCUUGAAUUUUAAUAGGCUAAUCACAUUUGCUAUUUUAAGGUGCGUUUUGUGAAAAGUGUUAAAUCCUAAAUGUGGAACAAGCUGCUAAAGACGCCUGUAGAGCUGGCAUGCUUUGACAGCUACAUCGUGUUUGAAAAGGUGAGAAUGCUGCUCGGGGCCAGCUAUUUAAAAAACGGCUUUUUAUUCACCGCUAGGUGUUUCUAAAUGUCUCAGUUCUCAUACCAAAACCAGGUUUUCUGCUUCAAACUGAGCUUUUUAACUGAGUACAAUAAGUCUAAUGGAUCUCAUAGGUUCUUUUUACCAAUCAGGGUCAAAGGAAAGAAAAACAAAAUAAUAGAAAUAAAAGGUUGAUCAACGAAUGAUUUCCCUCUCUGUCUGUUUUCCCCUUUCUCUUUUUGCCACCAGGAGCGAUACACGUGCCCCAGCCUUGCUCUGCACCCACUGGAGGAAUCUUUUGUUGCCCAGACCAAUGGGAACUACAUUGCAGUGUUCUCCUCGCAGCAGCCCUAUAGAAUGAACAAGAGGCGGCGGUAUGAAGGACACAAGGUCGGUUAUGACUGUGGCCUCAGGGGGGGUGUUAGGGAUGGGGUCGUGGGGUUACACGUACCUCAUCAAUACAGAAUGCACACAAACAACUUCAGCAGCCUUUCACAUGCACACAUAUCUGAGCAAAGGCAGUGUAAUGAACAUAUACGCAGAGGAAACAUCCUCUGUGUACCAAAGGACAGAUAGUGGAUGUGCACAGAUCCAUAGCCUGCAGUGUUUCCUCUUCAAGGCAGCAUCCUCUCUCUAAACAAACACACAAAGGACAACGCAAUAUUUCCACUGAUGGAAGCAAAGACAGAACAGUGUGGCUGUCAAAUAUUACAGGGUGAAUGUUAAGCUGCAAUCACACUGUCCAGUUUGUUUGUUCGAGAAAAAAUCAGACAUGGGCAGAUGGCUAACAGAUUUCUUGCAUUGCAGGGCCUGUUUUUUUUUUUCCCUUUGCCUGUGGCCCUGAAGAGCAAAACUCACCAACAUUUGAACAAUACAGAGGAGAACAAUGCAGUAGACACAAGGACGUUUCAUCUCUGAACCUUUUUCAUGUUUUCUUCUCUACUUGGCAGCAAAAACACUUUGAACAGAGCUCAUGUGUAAGCAGUCUUUGUAAAAACAGAGCCUGUCUGUGUUGGAAGUUAGAUCAAAAACGGAGAACAAUCAAAGAGCAGGAUUUUGAAAAUGUUACCUGAUACAAAAUUUUGUCCAUUUGUUGAACAUUACAUUUCUCAUUUCAGUAAUGGUCUGUUAAAGAUCCAUUUUGGGCCGUUUUUUUGAGGCAAGAAAAGGUUCUGUAGAGCAUCUGUUGUAUUUAUACUGCACUUGAUUACUAACACCAAUAGUAUGCAAUAACCUAGAAUAAGUUAGGAUUAUCAAGGGACAGAUGCAAAAACUUUGAUUAAAUUUCAUAGGUCAAAGCCUUUUUAUAUUUAUUUUUUAUAACAGCUUACUUGCUUAAUGGUUUAGCAGACUAAGACUAGGGGUCUCCUCCUGGUCUUAUACACCACAUUUUUAGUCUAAGAUAAUUAUUAAAAAAACAACAACACUGGUAUCAGAAUCGGCUAUUAACUGAAUGUUUAUUUUUAACAGUGGCAUCAGCCUUGGUUUUCUUAAUUUACUCAUAAUUUAGAGUUUUUGUUAGGAUUUUUUCAGCGAUUGUGAAAUAGACUUAUAUUUUUACUGCCGCUGUUUAUGAUACAUAAAAGCAAAUGAGAACAUUUGUGAGAAGUAUUUUUAAUGCCUCAAACUGUUAUGAUGCGGGUAGGUGUCAGCUGAGCAGCUAAAGAAACAGCCUUGUUUUUAUAAGUUCAACACUUAUAGUCAAAGCAUAUAAUGCAGCACUUUUUACUUUUUUUAAAAUUCAAAGUCCACUGUCUAGAAAGGAGAGUAAAAGAGGAAACAAACUGAAUAUUCCAGUGUGUCAAUAUGGCUCAGAGGAUAAGAAGACUGACUGGCACUCCUGAGGUUGUGGGUAUGAGCCUUAUCCAGGGGGAGGUCAGUUUUAAAGUCUAGUGCCUAGAAAGGAGAAUGAAACUGGAAACAAACAGAAUAUUCCAGUGUGUCAAUAUGGCUUAGAGGAUAAGAAAACUGACUGGCACUCUUGAGGUCUUGGGUUCAAACAUAAUCCAGGACGAAUUUUAAAGUCCAGGAGCCAAAGUACCAAGAUAAAAGGAGGCAUCUCUUGCGUGUUGAGGCGGUUUCGAACCAGGGCUGCCCGCUUGACUUGCAUUAGGGUGUCAGUUGUCUACCGUGCUGCACCACCGGAUACCAUCCACACUUGGGGAUGAGCUCUAUGCCCUUUUAUCUUGGUACUUUGGCUCCUGGACUUUAAAAUUCUUCCUGGAUAAGGUUCAAACCCACUACCUCAGGAGUGCCAGUCAGUCUCCUUAUCCUCUGAGCCAGUCUGACACACAGGAGAGUUUCGUUUUUUACCUAUUUCACUCUCCAUCCCUGACACUAGACUUUAAAAUUGACCUCCCCCUGGAUAAGGUUCAAACCUACAACCUCGACUCCCAAUCAGUUUUCUUAUCCUCUGAGCCAUGUGGACACACAUGAAUAUUCUGUUUGUUUCUAGUUUCACUCUCCUUUGUAGACACUAGACUUUAAAAUUGACCUCGGCUUGGAUAAGGCUCAAACCCACAACCUUAGGAUUCUAAGUCAGCCCACUAACCCUCUGAGUCACUGAGACACAAUCUUUACAUAUUCAUUUUUUUCAUAUAUUUGAAUUUCAUCAGAAUUGGAUUUUUGUGCAGAAGACAGAAUUAAAACAUGUAGAGGACUAGAUUGGCAGAGACUGAUUUAAACUAGGGGCACCAAAAUUGUCACAAACCAAAAGUUCAUUAAGGGAGCUUUACAGAUCUUUGACAACUUUUUGUUGUCUCAACAAUUAAAAAGUUCAUUGUCUGCUGGUAUCUCGAUACACCCAGAUCCCUGGUCAUAUCCUCACUCACAGUUGGACUCCUGGAAUUUGCUCGGUGAAACUACAGCCCUGUUACAUCCAAUCCUCUGCCAUAGUUAGAGGUUAAGUGACUUGCUCGGGGGCAUCCAGUUGCUAAUAAUGAUGCGGAGGCAGCACCGUCCUCCUUACAAAUUUAUGCUGCUUCUCUGAUUAUUGAAUCAUCACACCCUUCUCACCAUUGCCUGAGUCUGUAAUCAGCUGUGUCAUAACCCGCCGAUUAUGCAGAGAUUUUAUUAUCCACAUGUUAAUUUGGCUCUUUGUGAAAGGUUUAUGCAUCAUGACUAACACAUAAACUCCUGUUCUAGGUGGAGGGAUACGCAGUGCGGUGUGAGUUCUCUCUAGAUGGCACUAUCCUGGCCUCAGGAAGCUCCACCGGCUCUGCUCACUUCUACGAUUACCACAAUGCUCGUACUCUGCAUACACUCUGCGCCCACAGCCAGCCCUGCCUGUGUGUGUCCCAGCAUCCCGUCCUGCCUGCUACUGUGGCCACCUGUGACUGGGCUGGAGAGAUCAAGGUCUGGCACUGAAGACUCUGAAUUGAGGAGUAAAUAUAGACUCAAACAUUAGGAGAUGGAACAUGUCAGCCAAGGAAAAACAGCUCUGUAGUACACAUCCAACUUCAAGACUUUAUCUUCUGCGAUCUGUUGGCAUAGAAUGAGAUCUUGGCUAAUCUACUAUCUGCAGACACCUGGAAGAGCUUUUUUUACACUUUGCAUGAUGUUAAAAACCACCCACACUUUUACCACCAUUGGUGCAACUCACAUGGGCACAGAAAUAGUCCAUUGUGUAGCUUACUAUAGGUGUUAAUCAGGUUUGGGCCAUUCUACUUCGUCUCAGUGAGCCAAAUGAAGGAAAAUCACAGUUCAGCUGAAAGAAAGAGUCUUUGUUAUGACUAAUAAUAGUGAUUAUACUGUUAAUAAAGCUUUUUUCAUCACAAAAGAAAAAA
Molecule: messenger RNA, 19752 nt
Organism: Xyrichtys novacula (pearly razorfish)
Lineage: Eukaryota; Metazoa; Chordata; Actinopteri; Labriformes; Labridae
Source: the annotation of a GenBank genome assembly